Pistacia vera is the source of this 855-nucleotide messenger RNA. Its product is annotated as MDIS1-interacting receptor like kinase 2-like. NCBI's taxonomy places the organism in Eukaryota, Viridiplantae, Streptophyta, Magnoliopsida, Sapindales, Anacardiaceae. The record is from RefSeq and is a predicted model, not a curated record. Gene Ontology annotation, biological process: protein phosphorylation. Gene Ontology annotation, molecular function: ATP binding; protein kinase activity. The transcript is spliced from 3 exons. Bases 1 to 855 code for a protein of 284 amino acids.
AUGGUUCGUAUUAUAUUCCCUAUUUUAGGAGGACUUGUAGUUUUGAUUGUGAUAAUUGGGAAGUACUUCAUUAGGCAAAGACAAAAGAGGGACAUAAAAGAGCAGCGAAAUACUGUGAACACUCAUGGAUUACUUUCAAUUUUAAAUUUUGAGGGAAAACUUAUGUAUGAAGAAAUUAUAAGAGCCACAAAUAAUUUUGAUUCCGAAUAUAGCAUUAGUAGUGGUGGCUAUGUAAGUGUUUGCAAAGCAGAACUACCAUUAGGGAAUGUUUUUGCUAUUAAGAAAUUUUACUCACAACAUCCUAUGGAGAUGGGCAAUCAAAAAGUGGGUAGUUUGGCCACAAUCUUGAGCAAUGAAGCUGAUACAAAAGAAUUGGGUUGGAGGAAUCGAAUGAAUAUUAUGGAAGAUGUAGCCAAUGCUUUGUCUUACAUGCACCAUGAUUGGCCCUUGCCAAUUGUCCAUCGAGACAUAUCAAGCAAGAAUGCGGCAUACGAACCUCAUGUUUCGAACUUCGGAACUGCGAAAUUUCUCAAACCAGACUCAUCUAGUUGGUCUAAACUUGUAGGGACAUAUGGAUAUGUUGCACUAGAGCUUGCUUACACUAUGAAUAUUACUAAAAAAUGUGAUGAUUAUAGCUUCAGAGUCUUAAUAUUGGAAAUAAUUAAAGGGAAUCAUUCAAGAGAUCUUCUAUCCUCAUUUCCAUCAUUGUCUUCCAAUGUGAAUUUACCUCUAAGUGAUAUGUUGGAUCCACGACUUGCAACUCCCUCACGUGAUGUCCAGGACAAACUCAUAUUCAUCAUGGAGGUCACUUUUUCUUGCUUAGAUGCCAACCCAGAAUCUAGACCGGACAUGUAG